GCAUAUUUUUUGGUGGAAAGAGUAUGGCCACAGAACUACGUACUAAUAUCUCAUAAAUGUACAAAAACAAAUACACACACAUAUAUAGAUGUACAAAAACAAGUGUUUUGCGAAACUCCUUGCUUUUAGUUUGUCGAUUGAUUAACUUGGGAUUGAUAGCGUUUUUGCUGUGUCUUUCUACGCGGGUUCAGGUUGCUCUGCUCUUAGUUUCCAAGUACAUCAAGUAAGUGUGAGCAACCGGGUUUUACAAGAAUGGUUCCUGUAUCUUUGCCUGAAGAUCAAAACAACGACAAUGCUAGUUCGUCUCAGCAGUUGGAAACGACAUUGUCCGUCAUCACUGGCAUGGAGUCUACUCUUUACAGGGCUGCAGCAAAAGGAAAAAUUGAUGCCUUGGAGGAACAGGGUCAUCUUGACCAAUUAUUGACUCCAAAUAGGAAUACAGUACUCCAUAUUCAUAUCACUGCUGCCAAAUCGGAUGAUGAAACCGAAUUUGUGCAAGAGAUUCUUGAAAUUUGCCCACCAUUGUUGCUCCAAACCAACGUCAAAGGAGAGACUCCACUGCACCUAGCAGCAAGGUAUGGCCAUGAACGUAUAGUGAAAUUACUCAUUCGGCAGGCAAAAACAGAUCACGAAGAUCAUGAGCGCUUUCAGCAGAUGCUGAGGAUGACAAACAAAGAAAAGGACACCGCAUUGCACGAGGCUGUGCGCUUUGGGCAUCGUAAAGUUGUGAGUAUAUUGACAAAAGAAGACCCUAAUUUCUCAUAUUCAGGUAAUGAAGCCGGUGAGACACCGCUUUACAUGGCUGCCAAGAGAGGAUACGAUGCCAUAUUAAAUGACAUAUUACAUAACUGCUCAUCACCAGCCACAAGCGGUCCCAAUAAAAGAACUGUGCUGCAUGCGGUAUCAAUAGCUAAAAAUAAAGAAGUACUGUCAAAUACAGUGUUUACGAUUUCUUCAGAAAUGACAGAAAAAGUUUUAAGCAAGUUCAAAGAUCUCGCCAAACAAGAAGAUGACAACGGAAGAAUUCCGCUACAUUACGCUGCAGAACUCAACUGUGAGGAUGUUGUAAUGCUACUAUUAGAACAUGAUAAAUUCACGGCCUACAUAAAAGACAAAGAUGGUAUGACGGCACUUCAUAUUGCAGCUUCCAAAGGCCAUCACAUAGUAAUGAAGGAAAUAAUAUCAUUAUGUCCAGAUUGCUGUGAACUGGUUGACAACAGAGGUUGGAAUGUUCUACACUUUGCUGUGCAAGGGGGUGACAUGGACGCAGUUAGAGUCAUCGUCGACGAUUAUUCACUCAGUAAUUUAAUAAAUGAAAAGGAUGUUGAUGGUAAUACGCCUUUCCUGCUCAAUGCUACUUCAUUUACUUAUAGUUCCUACCUCGCUAAUUGCCCCAGAGUGGAUAAGGACGCAUUCAACAAACAAAAUCAGAAUGCUCUUGACAUUGUCUCCAGAAGCAAUGAAGCUGAUAUAAACAAGAAUCGUUGUAAAAGGAAAUUCAGAAGUAAAGGCAUAAGGUCCAAUCUCCGAAUAGCGCGUAUCCACACACAAAAUUCCGUUGGGGAAGAAGACGAUGAAUAUCUUUCUAACAUAGAGAAACUUUCACAAGCUCAACUAAUAGCGGCUACACUCAUUGCCACAGUCACAUUUGCAGCGGGUUUUACGUUACCUGGGGGUUAUGUUAGCGAUGAAGGGCCACUGCAGGGGUCGGCAAUUCUAAGGGAAGUUACAGCAUUCAAGGCGUUCAUGAUAACAGACACCAUAGCCAUGGUGCUGUCCAUUGCUUCUGUUUUUACCAACCUCUUCGUGGUGUCACACGGGGAUAAGUCCAUGAGGCUGUCGCUCGCUAUGUUAUCAUUAUGUCUGACGAUGUUGUCCAUGGGAGCAAUGGUGAUUGCAUUUGUCACUGGUACCUACGCGGUGUUGGCACAUUCCACUCCACUUGCAACUGCCACUGCUGUCAUUGGACUAUCUUUCUUCAUUUUCUUUUACAUCGUAUUUAAAAAAUUGAUUGCCCAAUUCAGAGAGCAAGUGUGAUGCUCUAUGCAGAUAUCAAACUGUUAACGACAAAGUAAGACAAAGUUGUGCUUGUCCUAUACGUACUUCAUUGUAAUUCCUAUUUAAUUUAAAUCAACGAUGAGUUUGUGUUGUGUGGCCA
This is a messenger RNA of Morus notabilis, 2158 nucleotides long. Its product is annotated as ankyrin repeat-containing protein At5g02620. The transcript has 4 exons. Gene Ontology annotation, cellular component: plasma membrane. The coding region runs from base 253 to 2037 and encodes 594 amino acids. The record is from RefSeq and is a predicted model, not a curated record. Gene Ontology annotation, molecular function: protein phosphatase 1 binding; protein phosphatase regulator activity. Lineage: Eukaryota; Viridiplantae; Streptophyta; Magnoliopsida; Rosales; Moraceae.